Molecule: messenger RNA, 3447 nt
Organism: Theileria orientalis strain Shintoku
Lineage: Eukaryota; Apicomplexa; Aconoidasida; Piroplasmida; Theileriidae
Source: RefSeq, a predicted model, not a curated record
AUGUAUAAUCGUGCCGUUUUCGUAGCCCUUAAAUUAUUCAGUUUGCACCUUUUGCAUAAGGUUUGCACGGGAAUCACACAAAAUAACAUCAUCCCGUUAGUAAUUUAUGGCCUGUUUCUCUUAGCAGUAACACUUAGUUUACCCUGCGAAGCAAAAAAAUUGACCAGUUUGGAUGUUUCUGGGUCAAGCAAUGAACCCGGCGGUCUUGUGGAUGGAACAAGGAAUAAAAAAAAUCUAAAACCAACGAAAACAAAGAAAACGAAAAAGAAUUUGUCAGAUAAACCUAAAAAGCCAAAAAAGAAAGGACUAGCCACCAUAAAAUCCAAAGUAAAGAAAGUUAAAAAGCGCCUUUCUAAACCUAAGAUUAAUCUUGGUGUGUUUAAAGAUUUAUUGUUUAAUGGCGGUUCGAAAAAAAAGAAGAAGUUGUCUAAGAAGGCUGGAAAAAAGAAGUCUACCAAAAAUGAGACCACUGAAAACAAGGAGUUGAGUGGAACAUCAGAUUUGUCUGGAGGUUUAAAUGAUUUGGUAAACGGAGAAGAGCCAUCUCUAGGGGAGCCACAAUCUCCCGCCGAGCAGCCAACACCUCUUGAACCGUCAGUGCCUGCUCCUGUCAAUGAGGAAAAUGAAUUAAAUGACCAGUCGACUACGGACAGCUCUUCAGACGACUGGGCAAUAGAUGGUUUGAACGAUUUGUUGAAUGAUAACAGUGACGUCGUUGGAAGAAAACCUAGCCGUGGUGGCUCCAAUUCGCUAUACCAGGUCACAGAUAAAGGGGAAAUGGGCUACAACGAUGCCAAAACAAAGUCAAGAAACUCUUCCUUUCUCACAAUUCAAGAGUAUGACAAAACAACUGAUGACACAUUUAAUUUAGAAGAUGCUCUCGACCCACCAGAAACCACAACUAAGGGCCCGAAAGGUAACGUGAAUGUAACAAUAAUAAAAAUGCAAGAAACCAGGCUCGGACCUCAUGGACCUCAUAUUAACAACGCCGAGGAAGAAGCCGAAGUCACUCGUCAGAAACAAGAAUACACUAAAAGGUACUUUGUUGGCUUAAAAAACAGUUUAGGUCCAACAAACGAGACUGAAGAAGAUGACUUGUUAAAGGACGACACUGAUCUUUUUAAAGAUGACGAAGAUUUGAACCCGAAACCAAAGAAAACGUCAGAAAGAACAGAUGAGGCAAAUGCACUUUUUAACCCAGGACCCUUAGAUGAGCUAAAGGAUAACUUGAAGACAGCAACGGAUGGAAUAACGGGCGUAUUGGAUAGAACCGGAGCAAAGGAUAAGCUGAAGGACUUGUUUGGGUUGGGAGGAAAUGAAGAGAAAACUAAGGAUGAGAAGAAAGAUGAUGUUAAAAAGGGGUCUGAAGCAGAUGCAAGUAGUGAUAAGGAAGGAAAACCAAUAAAAAGUAAGAGUAAAAUCGAGGACAUAAGCCCAGCACAUAAGACAGAGUACAAAGAAAAGUUAGUGGACAGCACAUUCGAUAAGGACUUUAAGCACUAUAUGGGAGACUCAGAGUUCGGCACAGCAAUAAACUACUACAAGGGACACGAAGUUAGCGGAGACUCAACGAAGGGAACAAGUAACGUAGUGUUUUAUAACCCGCGAGACCCAGCAGAGGAUUGGAACAACGCAGGUUUGGCAGCCUCGCUGAGGUACCUGGGCUCAGGAUACGACAUCAUCUUCGGAAAUCCACUCGGAGACCCCGUAGUGAUGAUGGACCAGGGGUACAGGAACCCGGUGAUAAAGCUGGACUGGAAUGUCGAGUACCUGAAUAGCGAUGGGGCAAACCUGAAGGAACCGCACGGAAGCUGGGUGAGGCCAGAGUUCUCGUGCAGGCAAUCAGAAACGAUUGAUCACAUAAACACGGUCGAGGACUUCAAAAAGGAACUGUCAAUAGACGCACAGGCGUCAUACGGCAUACCGUACUUUUUCAGCUUCUCAGGGUCGACGGGCUACAAGAACUUCGUGAAGUCGACGGCGACGAACAAGGUGAGGACGUACAUAACGAAGACGUACUGCCUGCGCUACGUGGCAGGAAUAGUCAACUUUAACUCUCUGGACACGACGGAGGAGUUCAGAAAGGCAGUCUCUGACCUGCCGAACUACUUCGACUCGCAAGCGUGCACUCUGGAGCUGUUCAAAAAUAACGAGGACGACCCAUUGUGCGUUAACUCAGUGAAGCCGUGGGUGAAGUUCAUUAAGAUGUUCGGAACUCAUUUUACAACAAUCGUGCACCUGGGAGGAAAGAUAACGCACCAAGUGCAAAUAAACAAGUCGGAUGUGCUGGAUAUGCAACAGCACGGAGUGAACAUAGAUGUCGCAGUGAAGGCGGCAAUAUCGCCGUCGCUGCUGGACAACCUGAGCGUGGGAGCAAAAACGGACUCAGAGAGCUCAAGAAGAAGCGAAAGCGAGCACUUUAAGUACGAAAAGCAAGUGCUGGUGAUAGGAGGCGACGGGCUAGUGGACAGCAAGGACCUCAACAGCCUGAACUGCUGGACGAAGGACCUGUACAAGAAGCCAAUGCCAAUCAAGAUUAAGCUGGAGUCGAUAAAGUCGCUGCUGACAAGCGACAAGCAGAGGGAGUCGUUUGAAGAGGCGCUUAAGUUUUACUCGGAGACGUACGGAGUGAGUCCCGACGAAAUAUACAAGAAAUACGGACGCGAGUUUGGAAUAGCAUCACUGGUGCAAAAGGGGUAUCAGGUGGUAUACAGUGGCAACAAGUCAGGAAGUGCAGUGUGUCCGCCCAAAACAGUUAUCAUAAUGGGAUUUACAAUGACCAUAAUGAAGAAGAAGAACUUCAUUGGGAAAAAUGAGUUCGUUAUCAACAUCACCCACUGCCCAGUGGGAGAAGAAAAGUGUCUAGUCUCAAACGACAAUCAAAUGUCAGAGUCGAGAAUAUGGGCAGUGUGCGGAGAGGACACAAUACCACUGCUAAACCAACAAACUUCAGUAAAGCUUGAUGAACCGGCCACUGCAACCUGCCCAUCAGGCUAUUCUAUCGCAUACGGAUUCGCAUUUUCAAUCCCCAAGGGAAACAAAGCAUCGUCUACCGACUCGUACCCUUGUAGACCAGGAACGCUAUCCUGUACUCACGAAUCGACAGAUAAGUCAGCGACAAACGCGAUCUGGAUAGCAUGUGUGGAGAACGGAGCACCGCAAUUAACAGAUAUAUCAAACCAUAUGGUGAGUACAAGCAGUCGCCACUGCUCAUCUAAAGCAAAAGACAAUGAAUACAGCGACAACGUGUGUCCGACAAACUCUAAGCUCAUAGCAGGUUGGUCCAUGGACUUCAGCGAGUCAGACAGUCAGGGGUUUAACCAGAUACAAAAGUGCUCAAAAAAUACACCAGGAUGUAAAGUAGAUACGAAAAUGGCAACGGAAGCGCACUGUAGAUCACACUAUUCAUGGGUUUCGUGCCUACAUGAAGCAGUAAAAGCGCAAUGA